Molecule: messenger RNA, 787 nt
Organism: Oryza brachyantha (malo sina)
Lineage: Eukaryota; Viridiplantae; Streptophyta; Magnoliopsida; Poales; Poaceae
Product: auxin-responsive protein SAUR36-like
Exons: 1
Coding region: 147-662 (171 amino acids)
Biological process (GO): response to auxin
Source: RefSeq, a predicted model, not a curated record
AAUCAUGAGGAAUGAGAUAGCAACCUUUAGGAAGAUAAAGUUCAUGGUUUUCUCUCUGACUAAAUAGUCAUAUUGACGGCUACACAAAUCAGUAGCAUAUGGCUACAAUUUUCCUUUCUGUGCUAUAUAAGUCCUGAAACUUGCAUAUGCCUCUUCAAACCAUCCAUAAAACUGAAGUACCAAAACACCACAUCAAAAACUUAUCUCAUCAGAAGAAGUACGCCAUGAUCAACCCUAAGAGGCUAGUUCAACUGGCAAAGAAGUGGCAACAUAUGGCAGCUCUUGGGAGGCGGAGGCUGACGGCCAUGGGAGCAACCAAAGAUGGCAACCUGCGGUGUUCAUCAUCCAUUGCAGAUAAGGGCCACUGCAUCAUUUAUACAACUGAUGGAGAGCGAUUUGAGGUUCCAUUGGCAUAUCUCAGGACAACUGUGUUUGGGGAACUCCUAAGGUUGUCUGAGGAUGAAUUUGGAUUCACAGGUGAAGAAAGGAUCACACUUCCUUGUGAGGCAGCGGUGAUGGAGUAUGUGAUGUGCUUGCUUAGCAGAAAACCCUCGGAAGAGGUGGAGCAGGCAGUUGUGAGCUCUGUCGUGAUGCCUUGUAAUUACAAGAGUAGCACCAGCAUGGUUUCAGUUGGUCUUAGCCGGUCACUAGCUAUAUUUUAGCUACUGAGAUGCACUGUCUUCAUGAUGUGCGAUCGUUUUUGGUAAUUCUUAAUGAAAUGUAGUGUGUAAAUAGAUGUAUAUACCUAGUAAGGAAGCAAAGAAAUGCAAUUCUGCAGUUGGUUCAA